ACUCAAGAACAACGCGCAACUAUAGCAAACCGCAACUCAACAACUUGAGCAGCGGAUCUGCGGUGCCACCACUAACUCGAGCAUGUCACCGUGCGAAACGACUCCGAAUUUCGAUGGUAAGGAGAUCUUCUACGACUCGACGAAGACGGACCCAAUUCCGUGGUUCCACAAGUUCGAGCUCAAGUUACAGCUCCACCACGUCAGCGAAGAGAAGAAAUACGUGUAUUUGUACUCCCAAUCAGGGGGCGCGUGCCACGCGUGGUUGGACAAUCUCUUGUCCAAGUACGGGGUGGUGGCUGUCGACUUGUAUACCAAGAUCAGUUGGGAUGAUCAAAAGGCAGCAUGGCAUAAGCGGUUCCAAAUAGAGCCGCCAGAAAUCAAAGCAAUGGACAAAUUGCUAACUUUCCAACAAGGCACGCUGCCGAGCAGCGAUUGCAUUGCCGAAUUCCAACGCUUGGCGUCAACGCCGGACGUACCGACGGGCUUUACGACCAUCAAACACUACUUCAUUACGAGGUCGUGUCCGACACUAUCCAACACAUUGACUCACGUUGUGGAGACUCUCUCUACAACAGUGGAGCUCUUCGACAAGGCCGCACAUAUUAUUGUCAUGAACACGGAGGCCAAGAACCUUCCCCGUUCGUCUGCGAGGAAGGCAAACUCAACGGUGACCAAGUUGGCGGACGGAAAGACGCAACAACUUCUCGACCGCUACAUCGAGGCCAUCCCGAUGUAUUUCGCACCUCAUGCAUGUGAACUGAUGACAUUUGACAUUUUGGACAUGGACUUCGAUAUCAUUUUGGGAAUGCCUUUGCUUGCAAGUGCGGAUAAUACGGUCAACUUCCACCGGUGGAUUCUUACCGUCCGGGACGCCUUCGGCACUGAAGUACCGUGUACUAUUCCUCUUCCGCACCCUUCAGUCCGGUGCCAAGUGGUGACGACCAAGUCCUUCCGGGCUACUUGUGCUUACGAGCAGCCUGACGAGAUAGGCCUAUGUUUCCUACGGAGCGUCGUGGUAGCUGACUCUUCAUCCACGGACUUGUUUUUGGACCCCCGUGUGGUGCGGUUGCUCGACGAGUUCGUCGACAUCUUCGAGUCACCUACCGGUGUGGUCCCCGAUCGGUCGAUCUCUCACGAGAUCAUUCUUCAGGCCGGUGUCGUGCCGCCGAAAGGUUACAUCUAUCUGAUGAGCGAGGAGGAGCUUACGGUCCUCCGCGCACAAUUCGGCGACUUGUUGGACAAGGGUUGGAUCCGCCCUAGUAGAUCCCCACAUGGAGCGCCAGUUCUCUUCGUACGGAAGAAGAACAAGGAUCUACGAUUGUGCAUCAAUUACCACAAGCUCAACGCGCAAACCGUCAAGAAUGCAAGGCCUCUUCCUCGUAUUGACGAUCUCCUUGAGCGAUUGGGCGGCGCAAAGUACUUUUCCAAGUUGGAUCUGAGGUCGGGCUAUCACCAGAUUUCGAUGCGCUCGAAUGAUCGCUAUAAAACCACGUUCAAGACGUGGUACGGGCAUUUUGAGUGGGUGGUCAUGCCUUUUGGCCUCACCAAUGCCCCGACGACCUUUCAAGCGCCAAUGACCAACAAUUUUCGUGCGAUGCUAGACCGGUUUGUGAUGGUCUACUUAGACGACAUCCUCGUCUAUAGCCAGACCUUGGAGGAUCAUCUUGAGCACCUUCGACGAGUGUUGGAGACGCUCCGCCAUGCCAAGUACAAAGUCAACCGCGACAAGUGCGAUCUUGUCCGGCAAGAGCUGGAGUACUUGGGCCAUUUUGUCACACCGGAGGGUAUAAGUCCGUUGUCGGACAAGAUUCAAGCCAUCCAAGAGUGGCCGGAGUUGCGGAACGUCACGAAUGUCCGUUCGUUUCUUGGCCUUGCCGGCUACUACCAACGUUUUAUCAAGGGUUACUUGAAGAUCACGGCCCACUUAACCAAGCUUCAAUGCGAGGAUUAGUCGUUCGACUUCGGUGAGGAUGCACGAGGAUCAUUUUUGGCCCCCAAAGCCGUGUUACUAUCCACGGA
This is a messenger RNA of Chara braunii, 2019 nucleotides long. NCBI's taxonomy places the organism in Eukaryota, Viridiplantae, Streptophyta, Charophyceae, Charales, Characeae. The record is from the annotation of a GenBank genome assembly.